Zophobas morio is the source of this 1984-nucleotide messenger RNA. RefSeq names its product heat shock cognate 71 kDa protein-like. The record is from RefSeq and is a predicted model, not a curated record. The transcript is spliced from 2 exons. The coding region runs from base 58 to 1497 and encodes 479 amino acids. Gene Ontology annotation, molecular function: ATP-dependent protein folding chaperone; ATP binding. Gene Ontology annotation, cellular component: cytosol; nucleus; cytoplasm. NCBI's taxonomy places the organism in Eukaryota, Metazoa, Arthropoda, Insecta, Coleoptera, Tenebrionidae.
CCGUGACACCUGAAUUGCGAACUUGUGGUAGAUGUCAGUUUACUGGACUACACAAUUAUGGACGACCUAGCUAUUGGCAUCGAUCUGGGAACUACAAAUACCUGUGUUUCUUGCUACAAAAAUGGUAUAGUGGAAAUUUUAGAAAAUUCCGAUGGAGGAAGACUUACUCCGUCUUGUGUAUUUUUCUUAAAAAAGACUGGAGGACCAGUCGUUGGACAAUGCGCGAAGAAAAUGACAGACAUGUUGCCAUCUAAUGGAAUUUAUGAAAUUAAACGAUUUGUGGGCAAAGGUUUCAACACAGUAGAAAAAACGCUGCAAUAUUUCUCCUUCACAGUAGAAAACAGCUCCGACUCUCCAGUAGUAAUAAUUGAACGAGAAAAUGAAACGCUGAAAGUGACUCCACAAGAAGUGUGUUCUUUGAUUUUGAAAAAAGUAAAACAAGACGUGGAAACCAAAUUGGGACACACCGUAAACAAAGCUGUUAUAACCGUUCCUGCUUAUUUCAAUACGACCCAAAGAGAAGUGACUUUAACAGCAGCCAACGAAGCAGGUUUUACCGUCUUAAAACUAUUUAAUGAGCCAACAGCCGCAGCUUUAAGUUAUUAUUUUAAAAACGACGACGAAAGUGACUGUUAUUCUCUAGUUUAUGAUUUGGGCGGUGGCACUUUUGACGUAUCCAUAUUAAAAAAAACUUCAAGCAAUAUUGAUAUCAUUUGUGUGGACGGUGAUACACAGAUCGGUGGAAAAGAUUUCGAUAAUCUUAUCAUUGAUUAUGUUUGUGAGCAUUUAAAAAAAGAAUACAAUUAUGAUGCGAAACAAAACAGAAGAGACAUGCGCAGACUACAAAAUACCUGCGAAGCAGCAAAAGUUGAGUUAUCAACCCUUGAAGAAACCAGCGUUAUUCUACAUGGUUUUGUUCCUGACAACAGAGUGGUAGAAGUAGAAUUAACAAGAAAAGAUUUCGAACUGAAAGCAUCCACUUUAAUUAAACGAACAAUCAACAUUGUUGACAGAUGUCUUAAGAGCUCUGAGAUUUCAAAAAACGAAAUUAGGGACGUUAUACUAGCAGGUGGUUCCAGUCGGAUACCGAGGAUUCAAGAAGAAUUAUCUAGAUAUUUUGGCGGUAAAAUUCUCAACAGAUUUGUUCAUCUUGACGAGUGCGUAGCAGAAGGAGCUGCUCUUCAAGCAGCAAUGUUAGCCAACAACCCUAAACAAGAAAUCCGGAAAUUGAUAAUGACGGAUGUAGUUCCAUUAUCACUGGGAACAAAAGAAUGGUAUGGAAAAAUGAUUUUUAUCAUAAAGAAAGGUACUUCAAUACCGACAAAAAACUCUGUAACUGUGUUUAACGCAUUCGAUCAGCAGAAAAAGGCCUCUUUUGAAGUGUUCGAAGGUGAACAUUUAAAUGCAAAAAAAAAUCGAUAUUUAGGCUUGCUCACCUUAGAAAAUAUCACUCCGGCCCCCCCGAAUGAAAGAAAACUUUGUUACUUUUGCUAUUGACCAUAACGGUGUACUGACAAUCACGGCAGCCGAAAAUUCCACCAACAAUAUGAAAGAAUUAACUAUCACAUACACGAGAGGAUUUCGAAAUGAUGCUGAAAUCAAAGAAGUUUUCAACGACGUUGAAAAGAACAAAGAAGAAGAUAAACUAUUUGCUAUAUUUGCACAACUAAAAUCGUGGUUGAUGGCUUACUGCGAGGCUGUAAAAUAUAACUUAAGGAAUCUAAAUCUCAUUGAAGAGCAUAUAGAGAUAUACAAAUUAUGCGAAACUAAUCAAAUAAAAGCAACACAUUUGGAUGAUGACAGUCAAACCACGUUGGAAAAUCUGAUAAGUGAAACUAAACAGGCAUGUGAAAAUAUAGUCAAAUCACUGAAAUUUACAAGAAUGCCGCAUCCUCAAUAAGUUUCAACAUAUCGCAUUUAAUUAUUUAGGAAUACUCAAAAGAGAAUUUUUAUUGUUUAGUCCAAUAAAAGCACAAAUGUUUAA